UACAAGCUGAUGCCGCGAGUGUUUCACUUCGACAAUUACGACGAGUGUUUGAACGAUGAUCCCACCGUUCCCGGAGUGUACUGCAUGGUGAAGGCGGUGGUGCAUCCCAACCAGUCGUCCCGCGUAUGGAGAGUGAUCGAAGAGUACUCCCGCAAUUGGAAGCAACAUCUGAAUCACGCGCAUCUGGAUCGAGGGAUCUGCCUGCAGAACUGUGCCCUAAAACUGGCCUCGCUCGACAAAACCAUAGACCUCGCAAAGUUUGUGGUGCCGAAAUUUGAAAUCGAUUUUCCGUAUGUCAUUAAAAACGGUACCUUCCGUGAUGUGGACGAAUAUCAACGAAACUAUUCGGAAGUUCUUUCCCAGUGCAUCAACUACGACCUCAUGCAGCAGUAUGGGUUACGAGCAUACACCGAGAUCGAGUAUUGCAAUAGCAACACGAGGUCCUAUCCGAUUGAUAAGCUGGAAAUAGCGUUCUUGGCCUUGCUAGCUUCUCUGCUAGUAAUAGUGGUAAUCUCGAGUUGGUAUGAUCACCGUUGUAAUAAGCUUCGUCAAUUGAUGCAUUACAAACAGGAACUCUCUACGAAAGUGUCCAUGAUGGUGGUAUCGUUCUCGAUCGUUCGGAACUGGUAUCGUCUCACAUCGAGGGGCGAUGAUUCCUUUAGCCAUUCGAUGCGCCACAUAAACACGUUGAGGUUCUUGAUUUUCUCUAUCAUCAACAUGGGCCACAACAUUCUUUACGCGCAACCACGAACCGCAAUGGUUAUUGAACGGAAAUACAGUGAAAUUAUGUCGAUGAUCAUCGCGAACGGUUCGCAUAUCGUUACUACCUUUUUCGUGAUCAGUGCGCUGAUGGUUUUCCUUUCCUUGGUACCGAAGUUGGAAAAGACCGGUAGAAAACUAGGAAUCGUGGAUAUCGUAGCGAUGUCGGUUGAGCGCUACAUUCGCUUAACCCCUGCCUAUGCCUUCGUGCUGCUCUUGGAAGCCACUUGGGUUGCGCGCUAUCUAGGUGGUCCCCUCUGGCGGAAGGGAUUCGAAACAUCCAGGACCUACUGUCGUCGGCAUUGGUGGGCUAAUCUCUUGUACAUCAACAACUACUACGCGACCGAUGAGCCAUGCAUGCAACACACUUGGUAUUUGGCCGCUGACUUCCACAUGUUCGUCUACGGUUUGGUGGUGUGUGCUAUUGUCUUGCGAUAUCCCAAACUGCGGAAAUACAUUCUUUCAUUCCUGUUGCUGCUAUGUUCUAUGAUAGCAGCAGCUUUAGUAUACAUGAACGGAUAUGAAGCAGUGACAAUUCUGCCUCCAGAGCCUCUCAGGUUCUUUUUCUGGUACUGGGACAUGUACCAUGAAACAUACCUGCCCACACAUAUGAACCUAGUCAACUACACAGCAGCGAUUAUGGGUUCGUUCUACAUCCUUCAUCUGAAUAAAAAAAAGUUUCAACCCACAAAGAUGUUUUCGAUGCUGUGGAUUCUCGGUUUCUGCGCCAUACCGGGCUCGUUCAUUGCGGGAUACUUAAUCUACAGCAACGUUUUCCACAAACCUUCCAUCUGGAUGGCGGUGUACUUCCCGCUGGGUCGCAUAUUCUACACCCUGCUCCUGCUGCUGUUCAUAAUCGGCUGCACGUUUCGCACCAUCGAACCGAUCGCGCGACUACUUAAUAUUCACAUUUUCGGUAUCCUUGGGCGCCUGUCGUACUGUGCAUAUUUGGGCCACUUUUUCAUAACCCGAGCCUUUUGGUUCAACAGCAGUCGGUUCACAGACCUGGGCAUCGUAGAAAUGACCGCUUCAUGUUUGUCAACUCUGCUGAUGUCCUACUGUUUUGCAGCCUUUCUGUCCUUGGUGCUUGAAUCACCAUUCCUUGCACUUCGCAAAAUAAUAUUUGAAGGUUUACAUGGAAAAUUCAAAACCUCUACAAUCGCUAAAGUACGGCCCCUAGAACAUGGUAUCUUCAAGAACUCACGGUUUAUGACCGAUGACCGACGUGCAAAAAAGAAACAGCCAAAGACGCUUCCAGUGGCGACCGUCGGGUAA
Molecule: messenger RNA, 2034 nt
Organism: Anopheles bellator
Lineage: Eukaryota; Metazoa; Arthropoda; Insecta; Diptera; Culicidae
Product: nose resistant to fluoxetine protein 6-like
Exons: 11
Coding region: 10-2034 (674 amino acids)
Molecular function (GO): acyltransferase activity, transferring groups other than amino-acyl groups
Source: RefSeq, a predicted model, not a curated record